This is a messenger RNA of Phytophthora infestans T30-4, 510 nucleotides long. RefSeq names its product ATP synthase subunit delta', putative. Gene Ontology annotation, molecular function: proton-transporting ATP synthase activity, rotational mechanism. NCBI's taxonomy places the organism in Eukaryota, Oomycota, Peronosporomycetes, Peronosporales, Peronosporaceae. Bases 1 to 510 code for a protein of 169 amino acids. Gene Ontology annotation, biological process: proton motive force-driven ATP synthesis. The transcript has a single exon. The record is from RefSeq and is a predicted model, not a curated record.
AUGCUGUCUGCUACGAGCCGCUUCGCUGCCCGCGCGCUACACACGUCUUCGCGUCUGUCGGCUGCCGCCACCGACCAGGCCGCUGCCACGGCCACUAAGGUGACGCUGAACCUCACCACUCCGUACCAGGCCUUCUACAAGGGCGCUGAAGUGGACCUCGUGCAGAUCCCCGGCGUUAUCGGAGAGUACGGUGUGACUGCGGGUCACACGCCCGUGUUGGCGCAGCUCAAGCCCGGCGUCAUCCAGGUGCACGUCGAGCGCGAGAAGGAUGUGCAGAGCUUCUUCACGGCUGGCGGUUUCGCUUUGACCCACGCCAACUCGGUCACGGACAUCGCGUGCGUGGAGCUUGUUAAGGUUGAAGACAUUGAUCCGGAGGCGGCCCAGGCCGGAUUAACCAAAUACCAGUCGCAGCUGGCGUCGGCCCCCGAGGGCUCCGAGGAGAAGCUCAACGCCCAGAUCGGCGUGGACACCCACGCGGCUAUGGUCGCCGCAGUCACCAGCAGCAACUAG